AUGCAUUCAUCCAGCUCUGCAUCAUCCAACAACGAUUGGUCCUCUUCCAACGACCACCAAUCUGUACCAACAUCACUAACUGCUGACAAAUCUCCUCUGAGUGAUACCACCACAACCUCCGAACUUUCAAAACAAGAUCUCUACAGCCCUGCUCUCACAAUGUCUUCUUCCUCUUCCGACACUUAUAUUCAUCAACUCAAAGAAAAGAAUCGCAAACUCCAACUCUUGCUUUGUCAUUCCUUACAAAUGUUACAACUCAGUAAUCAUCAAUUAUCCAAAGACAUUCAACAAGUGAAACAUCAUCUUUUUCAUGAUUUAAAAUUAUUGGAACGUCAUGAUUCAAUCAGUGGCAGUAGUGACGACGAAGAUGAUGAUGAUGAUGACGUGCUGACUUCUCAACAAGAUGAAGCAUUCCGAACGGUUUUUGAGAGAGAACGAACCAUGUAUUCGGAAAAUCAAUUUUGGAGUGCCACUCUCAAGACACGAUUGAAUCGAGAAUUUUCACAAAUUUCAAGGCUUGGAUCUGGUAGUUUUGGAAGUGUGGUAAAGGCAAGAAAUCAACUCGAUUCCAAAUUUUAUGCCAUUAAAAUGAUACGAAUUCCAGAAAAAGAAUUCGCAAAUUCAGAAAGCCUUGACUCGAGAAGUGUCGUUAUGAAAGAAGUGGAAUUUCUUUCGACUCUUCAUCAUGAUCAUAUUAUUAGAUAUUACAAUGUUUGGAAAGAACAUGUGCCCGAUUCGAGGUUAUAUAUCCAGAUGGAAUUUUGCGAGUCGACACUGAGAGAAUUUAUCAACUCGAGGGAUACAAGUCGAGCGAUGGUAUGGACGUAUUUUGAGCAAAUUUUGAGAGCUUUGGCGUUUUUGAGUGAACAAAACAUUACUCAUUCAGAUUUGAAACCUGAAAAUAUUCUAAUCAGCAAUGAUGUGAUCAAACUUGGAGAUUUUGGACUUUCUUACAAUCAUAAACAUGAAACAGCACAUCAAAGUAGAGGAACCUCCUUAUAUAUUAAUAAGGAACCCCGAGAAAAUAAUCCAAAAUUUGACAUUUUCUCUCUUGGAAUUAUCUUUUUUGAAAUGCUAACAUCCAAUCACAUUCCCACUGAUCAACGCCAUACCAAUCUCAAACAACUAAAAGAGAAUCCCAAAAUCUUUCUCUCUAAUUCUCCUCUCAUUGACUUGUAUGACAUGGAAAAGGAUCUCAUUCAGAGAAUGCUUGAACCCAAUUACAGGGAACGACCCUCUGCCAAAGAGCUUCUUGAUGAAAUUUAUCGAAUGGCUUUCCAAUGUCUAAAAUGUCAUUCCACCAUGAAGGGCCUUGUACCUUGGAUUAUUCACCUCAAUGGUCAACAUCAUAAUAAGGAUCAAUACAUGAAAGAACAUUUGCAAAAGAUGGAACCAGUGUCGAGAUUGAAUUGGUUUGUUUCGAAAAAGCUCGGAGGAAUUGUUUCAUUUUCAUCCUUCAGCCAGGAAGGGCCACCACAUUGUCCCAUGUUUUCACAACGUGUUGAAAUUCAAAUACCUGGUUGUGAAAAAAGCCCAAUAGUGGUGACAGGUCCUAAACGAUCGAAAAAACAAGAGAGUAAGAAUGCUGUAUGUGAGAAGGCAUUUCAAAUGAUUUGCAAUUACCCGGAAAUCCGUACUAACUUGGAAUAA
Naegleria lovaniensis is the source of this 1650-nucleotide messenger RNA. RefSeq lists its product as uncharacterized. Lineage: Eukaryota; Heterolobosea; Eutetramitea; Acrasida; Naegleriidae. Gene Ontology annotation, molecular function: protein kinase activity; ATP binding. Gene Ontology annotation, biological process: protein phosphorylation. The record is from RefSeq and is a predicted model, not a curated record. The transcript has 3 exons. Bases 1 to 1650 code for a protein of 549 amino acids.